Nerophis lumbriciformis (worm pipefish) is the source of this 2286-nucleotide messenger RNA. The record is from RefSeq and is a predicted model, not a curated record. NCBI's taxonomy places the organism in Eukaryota, Metazoa, Chordata, Actinopteri, Syngnathiformes, Syngnathidae.
AUGGCUGGUGACUCGCCCUGCGGGUUGGUAUUCUUAUGUUUUUGUUCAUCAUCCACUCAGGUCUCCAUUGCCAAGGUGAUCCUUGGGGUUUUAGGAUUAGUUAUUGUUGUUGUUCUCAUAACCGUGCCAACUGUGAUUUAUCUCAAAGAGGAAAGGAAUGGCACUGAGGAAAGAAGGACUUUCAAGUUGGAGGAUGUGUUCAACAGUUCCCUUCAACCCAAGGGUUACAACAUCUGGUGGCUCUCCGACGAUGAGUAUUUGCAGAACCAAAACGGCUCGGUCUAUCUUCAUGAUGUGAACACAGGGGAGUCCUCCAUGUUCUUGAGCAGAGAAAUAUUUAAUGAAAAAGGCGCUACUGACUACCAACUCUCUGCUGACCGCAGAUAUGUAGCAUUCAUGAGUAACGUCAGCAUGGUGUGGAGGCAUUCAUUCACAGCUUCAUACUCACUUUUUGAUCGCAAUGUGAACAAGUUUGUAGAAUCUUCUGACCUGCCAGAAAAAAUCCAAUAUUUGGCUUGGGCACCUGCAGGGAACAAAAUGGCCUAUGUUUUCAAAAAUGAUGUGUACAUAAAGACCAGCCCAGAGUCAACGUCCCAGCGAGUGACAUUUAACGGCGAGGAGAAUAAGAUUUUAAAUGGUAUACCAGAUUGGGUGUAUGAAGAGGAAAUGUUCUCAUCCAAUCAGGGUCUCUGGUGGUCCCCAGGAGGAAAAUAUGUGGCCUAUGCCCAGUUCAAUGACACAGAGGUCCACACUAUAGAGUACUCGUGGUAUGGGAAUAACCAAUAUCCCAGUACUGUUUCUAUUGCUUAUCCAAAGGCAGGUUCCCAAAACCCAGUGGUGAAGCUAUUUGUUGUUGACACAGAUAACCACACUCUCAUCACGGAAGUCUUUGUUCCAGAAUCAUUCAGCUCAGAGGAGCACUAUUUGGCGACAGUGACUUGGGCCACUGACCAACGUAUUGCUGUCCAAUGGCUAAAAAGACUCCAAAACCACCUCAUCUUACAGAUUUAUGAACUCCAGAACUUAACCUGGGUCCCAAUUAAGCCAUUAGACGUGAAAAGCUCCUCUGGCUGGAUUGGACGGUUUUCACCGUCAGAACCAGUUUUUGCCGAUGACAAGAAGAGUUACUACUUGUUGAUGAGUGACCCCAAAGGCUACAAGCACAUACAUCAUGUUGUAGAGGGUAUUGCUACAACAAUUACCGCAGGAGAAUGGGAAGUUGUUGCCAUUCAGAAAGUAACUGGAAAUCGUGUAUAUUACUCGAGCAACCAAGAAGGUGGAAAACCUGGGGGAAGGAAUGUUUAUAGAUGGACCAAGGGAGAGGUCACGUGUCUAACAUGUAACUUUGGCCGUGAAGACUGCCAGUAUAAUUCUGCUUAUUUCAGCCACAAUUCAAGCUUUUACCUUAUGAGAUGCAGUGGUCCUGGCAUUCCUUACAGUUCUCUUAUUGAUAACAGGGAGGGUAAAGAGCUGAGGCGUUUGGAGGACAACAGUAAAUUCAGCCAACUGAUAUCUCACAUCCAAAUGCCCACCAUGCGUCGCGGAACUAUCAAAAUUGCUGGAUACAAGCUUUGGUACCAGAUGAUUUUGCCACCAGGCUUUGAUGAGUCCAAGAAGUACCCCUUAUUGAUAGACGUGUAUGCUGGUCCCUGUAGCCAGAAGGUAAACUUUGGUUACAGAGUAAGCUGGUCAACAUAUCUGGCAAGCACAGAGAAAAUUAUCGUCGCCAGCUUUGAUGGAAGAGGUAGCGGUUACCAAGGUGACAAGCUAAUGCACGAAAUCUAUAAACGUCUUGGAACUUAUGAGGUGGAAGAUCAGAUAACAGCAGUCAGGGAGUUCAUCAAAAUGGGAUUUAUCGACAAACAUAGAGUUGCUAUAUGGGGAUGGUCUUAUGGUGGGUAUGUUGCAUCCAUGGCCUUGGGGAGCGGAAGUGGAGUCUUUAAAUGUGGAAUGGCAGUUGCACCUGUUUCCAAAUGGGAAUAUUAUGAUUCAAUCUACACUGAGCGGUACAUGACAAGGCCAAUUGACAAUCCAGUAGCCUACACAAACUCAACAGUUACUGCACGGGCCAAGAACUUCCACUCAGUGCAGUAUCUUCUGAUUCAUGGAACAGCUGAUGACAACGUGCAUUUCCAGCAGGCGGCAGAGAUUUCAGAAGCUCUGGUGAAUGAGCAGGUGGACUUUGAAGCAAUGUGGUACACGGACAAGAACCAUGGUCUUCCUGGUCAUGCCUAUCAACACGUUUAUACUCACAUGAGUCACUUCUUACAGAGGUGCUUUGAAUGA